AUGGCCAGCAGUAAAAUAAUUGUGAACUACUUUGAUCUGACUGGACGGGCCGAGAUUAUUCGUCUGGUUCUUGUGUACGCUGGUAAAGAGUUUGAAGACAACCGUAUCAGUCGAGACAAAUGGCCAGAAAUCAAACCAAAAUCUCCAUUUGGGCAACUUCCAUUUGUGGAAAUAGAUGGCAAGGUUUAUGGUCAAAGUUUGGCUCUUGCUAAUUUUUUUGCCAGGGAAUUUAACUUGUAUGGUCGAUCAAACCUGGACAGCCUGAAGAUUGACCAGGUUGCACAGCUCAACGAGGAUUUCUUUCAGGAAGUGGUUAAAGUUUUCACGGCAGAUCCUGAAAAGAAAGCAGAGGUCGAGAAGAAAUUACAAGAAGAAGCAGCACCAAAGUUUUGGGGCUUUUAUGAGAGGUUACUGAAAGAGAACAAUGGUCGGUAUUUUGUUGAUGAUGAGGUGACCCUUGCUGAUUUGAUUGUCUAUGAUGCCAUUACUGGGUUCAUCGGUUCAUUCACGGGGCCAUUACCUGACAGGUAUCCUUUGCUAAAAGCACUGGUCGAGAAAAUUGGAAGCAAUCAAAGAAUCGCAGCUUACAAAGCCAAACAUCAAUAA
Candidula unifasciata is the source of this 606-nucleotide messenger RNA. NCBI's taxonomy places the organism in Eukaryota, Metazoa, Mollusca, Gastropoda, Stylommatophora, Geomitridae. The record is from the annotation of a GenBank genome assembly.